ACAGGUAUCUAAUUUUCACAGGGAUUCGCACACGGAUGCGAGAGUGCUCGCGCAGCUUCCAAGGCCCUCUCUAGGUGUUGACCGCAGAUUUAGAAAGAGAGGGCUCAGAAUUCAGUGUUCACGUAUCUUCUAAUAAAAUAAGGUAAAAAAAAAUCUAGAGAAUUUACUUGUACGACAUUUUUCGUCAUAGCGCAUAUCAAACUAGGAACGAGGCGCACUUUGUCGAGCGAGAAACGGCAUAUUCAGUGACUUUCGUCUAGUUCUUUCGGUCGAUAAGACAAUGGUCCAUCUGACGGUUUGGCUGCCGCCCGGAUUCAGCGAAAAGACAAGCGACAUAGAGGUCGACCCAAGCACAUCCGUAUCAAGCGUAAUUCAGGAAGUUUCAAAAAAGUUGGACUGUUUGUCAUGGCUGGAAUGCGACCUGUUUUUUGCAGAUUCUCCCUCUCGAAAAUGGAUGGAUUGCGAUAAGGCACUCUCUGACUAUAGCAUUGGUGAGCAGCGGGACAAGGAUGUUGUAGUCGAGCUCAAGAGUCGGUACCAGAGGAUUUAUGUUUGGCAUGUGUACAACGCAGGAAAUAAGGUGGUGGGGGGGUAUGUUUUGAUGAAUGUGAGGCGCCCUUUGAGCGCUUUUCUCCGAUACAUAAGGAAGGCGUUCAGUUUGAAGUAUGAAAUAGCGAAGUACCAAUUGAUCAACAGAGCGACGAUGUCUUUGCUACCUGAGGACAAAUCUCUUGCAGAUUUGGACAUACCUUUACCGUUCGAAGUAUUGGUAGCUCAAGAGGGUACACCGAUGUCGAAGGAGUCGAUUGAUGCCUUACAGAGCGUCGAGGAUGUGUUUAACUCGUGGUCUAAGUUGUCGAAGAGCGCGUACUUGGACAAAAAGAAGCGCUGGUUGGUGUACGAGAGGGGCAAGUUGUUGAGUUACAAGAAUUCCGAAGAGGAGGAGCAAGGAAAGCCGCUGGAAUGCAUUGACUUGACGGAAUUUUGCCUUUCCUCGGACAGAAAGAAAUGCCUGAUUGAGUUGACGGGCACUGAGUCGCCCAAAGAGACGCAUUCUUUGAAGUUCAACACAGAAGAAGAUACAGAUGUGUGGGUGUCUUGUUUGAAAAGAGUUUGUCAAGACGAGGAGUCGAUUCCACGUGGGGCGAGUAAGUGCGAGGUAUCUCCGCUUUAUUUCGGAGCGCCGAUUGAGAAGGUAAAGCCGCCCGAGCAGGACGUUCCGUAUUUGGUAAGAAGGUGUAUUGAAUGGCUGAGAGAACAUGCGUUGGACGUGGAGGGGAUUUUCCGGUUGUCCGGGUCUCAAAAUGAGAUCAACGCGAUCAAAGCGCGAUACAACGAGGGCGAGAUGGUGGACGUGGAGGAGAUAAGCGACGUGCACACGGUGGCGGGGCUGCUGAAAUGCUAUUUUCGAGAUUUGCCAGAGCCUUUGUUGAAGUACGAGCAUUAUGAAGCCUUUUUACAAGCGCAGGAAGAAAAGGAUCCAAACAAGCGCAUGCACGUGCUGAGGGAGCUGAUAAAGCAAUUGCCUACGGUGAACCAAAAAACGUUGAAGUAUUUGAUUGAAUUUUUAUCUUGCGUAGAAAAGCACUCAAAACAAAACAAAAUGGCACUACACAAUUUGGCUACAGUGUUUGCGCCCAACUUGAUUCAUGUGCGCGAGAAGGACGAUGUGAUACGGACGGUGCAAGACACUCCGUUGGUGAACGGUCUGGUGUCGACGCUGAUUCGAGACUAUGAAUGGAUUUUUUCAGAGAGAGAAGAGAUGGUGACAUCUGCGGCCAAGGCCACGCAGAGUUAUACGGCGCAGAAUCCGAACCAGCUUUCUUUCGAAGUGGAUGACAUUUUGAACGUGUACAAUCCCCGAGUCGGGGAGGAUGCUUGGUGGUAUGGAGAGUUGAAUGGAGAAUUUGGUUUGUUUCCUUCGGAUCACGUACAACUUUUGACUAAUCGUAAGCAGCAAUUUUUGGCAGAGAUGCAGCAAGUGCAAGAGAGGGUUACUGACAACGCUAAGCAGAUUGAGUGUUUAGAAGCUCGAAAGGCCCAACUCGUGUCUGAGAUAAAGACACUGCGAGCGCUAGAUAAGAUAACUCGUCGAGAGACAAAGAAGGUGAAUUCCGUCAUUUCUUCGAUGCUCAAUGACGAGACGAACAGUGUGUACGGCAUUCAGUUUCAAAUAGACCAACUACUGGCGCACUUCAGCAGUUAUGGAAAAAAGAAGAAGAGCGUGCAAGAGAUGAAGCUUGAAAUGGUCGAGGAGGUGACUUGCGUGAAGAAGCUGUUGAUGUCGGACACCAAGUACCGGAAGGUCAAGGACAAAGGUAUCAACAUUAUUGAUACGCUUUUGGACAAGCUUGAUCAGGAGCAACAACUUCGAGUGAAGGUGAAUCUAGAAAAUAAGUUAUUGAACCGUAGUCUGAAGAGGAUCAAGUUGUAUUUCUCUUGUUUGGACGAUGCAUAGGUUUUUUUUCGGUUUCGGUACGGAGAAAUGUUGGGUUGCAAAAAUAAUAAAGUGAACGACACUGGUGUUUUGAGACUAGGAAGAAAAAAAGGCUGGCGUGGACGUGAUUUGAACGCACAUAGUCCCCGUAGUCACGGAAAAAUGUCGUGGAGCAAAAAAACAAUAAAAUAACACGCUGUUUAAACAAAAAAAAAA
This is a messenger RNA of Schistocerca gregaria, 2653 nucleotides long. RefSeq names its product rho GTPase-activating protein gacJJ-like. Lineage: Eukaryota; Metazoa; Arthropoda; Insecta; Orthoptera; Acrididae. Gene Ontology annotation, cellular component: cytoplasm. The record is from RefSeq and is a predicted model, not a curated record. Bases 281 to 2458 code for a protein of 725 amino acids. Gene Ontology annotation, biological process: signal transduction; regulation of GTPase activity. Gene Ontology annotation, molecular function: protein binding. The transcript has 2 exons.